Messenger RNA from Amphimedon queenslandica, 701 nucleotides. Its product is annotated as neurotrypsin-like. Gene Ontology annotation, cellular component: membrane. The record is from RefSeq and is a predicted model, not a curated record. The annotation marks the transcript as partial. The transcript has 5 exons. NCBI's taxonomy places the organism in Eukaryota, Metazoa, Porifera, Demospongiae, Haplosclerida, Niphatidae.
CAGGGAGCUAGGAUAUACUGGGGCUAGCAGUGCUUAUACUACUAGUGAAUAUGAAAUCCAGCCAGGUGCUUUGAUUGAUGGUGUUAAUUGUACUGGAAAUGAGACACGACUCUCUUACUGUAUCAUCAAUGAAUGGAAUGUAACUAAGGACUGUCCUUCAUUUGCUGGUGCAGUAUGUACAGUUACAAUGGAUUCCGUGAGCCUAGUUGGUGGUAUUUCCUCCAAUGAAGGACGAGUUGAGAUACUUCGUAAUGGAGUUAGGAGCAGCGUCUGUGACGAAGGAUGGGGUCUACCAGAUGCUGAGGUUAUCUGUCGUGUACUUGGGUACCCAAGGGCCAGCCGAACAUUAGCAGGUUCUUGGUUUGGUAAAGGUGAAGGAGCAGUUUGGUCUGGUGUAGAUUGUACUGGCAAUGAAGCUAGCCUGUCAUUUUGUCCAAAUAAUACUGGCAGCACUAGCAGUGCCUGUAGUUCACACUCUAGUGAUGCCAGUGUGGUCUGCUCAUCAAGUUCCUCGGUAUCUCAGACGUUCUUAUGUGCCGAUGGUGAUGUAAGACUCACUAAAAACGGGAUGAUACUUGAAGGACAAAGCCAGGGACGAUUAGAGAUAUGUGUAGGCGGAGAAUGGGGGCGGGUCUGCAUUGGUGGGUGGGGCUAUGAGGAGGCUGCCCUGGUGUGUCAUCAGUUAGGAUUCAGAGUUGAAG